This is a messenger RNA of Papaver somniferum (opium poppy), 2087 nucleotides long. RefSeq names its product UDP-glycosyltransferase 92A1-like. Lineage: Eukaryota; Viridiplantae; Streptophyta; Magnoliopsida; Ranunculales; Papaveraceae. Gene Ontology annotation, molecular function: UDP-glycosyltransferase activity. The transcript has a single exon. The record is from RefSeq and is a predicted model, not a curated record. Bases 362 to 1900 code for a protein of 512 amino acids.
UCCCCCGCUCAUACACUACACACAUAAAAUUGCUAGCAAUGUGCAAAUUCACCUGGCAUAAUAAUACAUAUCACUGCUUCAGUUUGCAUUUGGGGAAAUGACGCAGCUAGUGAGGUGAUAAUGGAGGCGGAUCAAAUGCUGGUCCAGAACCGACAGAGGCACCGUUCAUAAUGCAUUUAUGUUGCAGUGUCUACCACAACCACAAGUAGGCGUGGCUAAAACAAUACCGUGUCAUCUUUUCAGCCAUUUAAACAGAGCAAUAUCUCUCAGAUUUCAGAACAUUUAUAUUUGAGUUUAGAUAAAGUUCUCUGUGAAAGAGAACUUGAUCAAUCAUAUCAUAUCAUAUAGAAAACAUUCAACCAUGAAUACCCAACAACAAGAUGAUGAUCAUAUAAUAAUGUUCCCGUUCAUGGCACAAGGUCAUAUCAUACCAUUCUUAGCUUUAGCAAAGCUAAUCUCUCAGAGAAAACCCAACACUAGGAUCACUCUUGUUAGCACUCCUCUCAACAUCAAAUACCUUCAGCUAACCUUAGAUUCAGAAACCAAGACCAUAUACAAAAACAUAUCUUUAGCUGAACUUCCUUUCUCGGGUACGGAUCAUGGGUUACCACCUAAUUCUGAAAACACUGAUUCUUUACCUUCUCAUCUAAUCGAAAGCCUCUUCUACGCAUCAGAAACCUUAAAACCUUCUUUCGACAAUCUUAUUACCCAAAUCAUAACAAAUGAAAAACGUGUCCCUGCCUGUAUUAUCUCUGAUAUUUUCUUAGGCUGGGUUAAUGAUAUUGCCGAACGUGUCGGUGCGUAUCAUAUUUCUUUCACCACUGGUGGUGGGUACGGCACUGCUGUGUAUUUCUCAAUGUGGAUGUACCUUCCGCAUCGUAAAAAUGAUGAUGAUCGCAAUGAUCUUAUUGAAGAAUUUCACGUACCCGAAUUCCCGGAUACGUGUCGGUUGCAUAUCUCUCAACUUCCAGUUUAUCUAAGAGAAGCAGAUAAAGAAACCCCAUUUGCCAAAUUUUUCCAGAAACAGAUUUCGCUGUCACUGAAAUCAGAUGGAAUGCUGUGUAAUACUGUCGAAGAGAUUGAAGUUUUGGGUUUGGAAACUCUUAGAAAACAUAUGGAUUGUAAACCAGUUUGGACUAUUGGUCCUUUACUGCCUCCAUUUUUACUAGGCAAUGGGAGGGAUUCAACAAAUAAAGGUGUUGCUUCAAACUUACGGGCAGGGAAAGAAUUCGGGAUUUCUCCAGAGAGUUGUAUAGAGUGGUUGAACCAUAAGAAACCAUCUUCGGUUCUAUACAUUUCAUUUGGUUCUCAAAACACAAUUAGAGCAUCAAAAAUGAUGGAAUUAGCUUUGGGUUUGGAGAAAAGUGGGAAAUGUUUUAUAUGGGUAUUAAGACCACCGAGUGAAUUCGAUAUAAAAUCUGAAUUCAGGUCUGAAUGGUUACCACAAGGAUUUGUUGAGAGAAUCAAAGAAUCUCAAAGGGGGUUGUUGGUGAAAAAAUGGGCACCCCAACUGGAGAUACUAUGUCACAAGUCAACAGGUGCAUUUCUGAGUCAUUGUGGAUGGAAUUCGGUGUUAGAGAGUUUAAGUCAAGGAGUACCUAUAAUUGGUUGGCCCUUGGCAGCAGAACAAUGUUAUAAUUCUAAGAUGAUGGAAGAGGAAAUGGGUGUUUGUAUGGAAUUGGCUAGAGUUGACGGACAAGUAGCUAAUGAGGAUGUGAAGAAAAUAAUUGAACAAGUAAUGGAUAGUAGUAAAGGAGACGAAAUGAGGAAGAAGGCAAUGGUGAUUGGGGAGAAAAUUAGAGCUUCAAUGACAGAAGAUAAAGGUGAAGGUGAUUGUCAGAAAGGGUCAUCUAUUAGAUCAGUUGAUGAUUUUCUUGCAACCGUAACUUCUAAAAAUUAAGCUAUAAAACUUUAUAUUAGUCGAUAGAUUUUUAUUGUAUUUGGACUUUGUAAUAAACUUUUGAGUUCAAGAACAUGCAAUUUGAUGCAUGAUUCUUCUGGGCCUUGGCCACAAUCUAGCCAAGACCAGAGAUGUGCAGCAUUAGUUGUGAAACCUAUUUUGAGGAAUACUCAAAUGUUUUGAGGCA